This is a messenger RNA of Venturia canescens, 2425 nucleotides long. Its product is annotated as neprilysin-2-like. The record is from RefSeq and is a predicted model, not a curated record. Gene Ontology annotation, molecular function: metalloendopeptidase activity. The coding region runs from base 1 to 2352 and encodes 783 amino acids. NCBI's taxonomy places the organism in Eukaryota, Metazoa, Arthropoda, Insecta, Hymenoptera, Ichneumonidae. Gene Ontology annotation, cellular component: plasma membrane. Gene Ontology annotation, biological process: protein processing. The transcript is spliced from 11 exons.
AUGACGCAGAGCAUCGUCGUUCAUGACUUACUUGAACUAUUUAGCCGUCGCUCGACCAUUCUCAUAGAUCGGUGCUGCUCGAAAAUAUCAAAAAGUUCCAAAAGUCUGGACACGGAACAAACGCGAAGAAUUGAUCGAAUUGUGGUAGCACGGAAAUCAGCAUGCACCCUCCUUAAUUACCAAUUCAGGAAGCCCCUGAGCUCGAGAAAGAGGAAAUGCUGGAAACCAUCAGCUCUGGCCUCUUGGUUGACUCUUGUGGAGGUAUCCACACUCCUCCUGUGCAGUAUUUCAUCCCCCAUAGCAGGGAGAUCGACGCGAGAUAUUCCCAGUUCGAACGUUUCGGAUAAUUCGGAUAGUUUGUGCUCAACUGAAGAUUGUCUCCGUAGCGCUUCCACGAUCCUAGAAAAUUUAGACCCGAGUGUCGAACCCUGCGACGAUUUUUAUCGAUAUGCGUGUGGUGGCUUCAUCAACAAGACGAUUUUACCUGAAAACCAGGAGAAGCUGAACAGUUUGUUAAUUGGAGGACUGAAAGUGCGGGAACAGGUGAAAUCAAUGAUCGAGGAAGACAUCGAACCCGAUGCACCAAGGCACUUCAAACUCAUGAAGGAUCUGUACAACAUUUGCAUGAAUGAAACCGCAUUCAAGGCCGCAGGCUUCAAGCCUCUUCUCCAGCAACUGGAAAAAUUCGGUGGAUGGCCAGUCCUCCUUGGCGAUGCCUGGAACGAGAAUGAGUUCAAUUGGGUGGAAACGAUUUACAAACUUCGCAAUUCUGGAAAUCCUUUCUUCCAACUCAUUGCUUCAGGAGUUGUACUCGAUGUUAAGAAUAACUCAAGAUACGUCAUUGCUAUAGACCAAGCGACCCUGGGAAUUCCUCGAGACUUCCUAUUGAAUGGCACGGAUGAUCCCGAAGUGCAAAGGCAUUACGAAAAAAUGGUUAAGACAGCCGUGCAGCUCGGUGCUCAGAGGGCUCGUGCUGAGAAAGAAAUGAUGGAAGCGUUGGUUUUUGAAAUGAAGUUAGCAAACAUCACAGAUCCAGAAGAGGUUCGUCGGAACAUAACUCUGAUCUACAAUCCAAUGUCGAUCAGAGCGUUGUCAGAAGCAUAUCCAAGCGUAAGGUGGAUCGAGUUUUUCAACAGAAUGGUACCAUCGCCAACUACUGUAGAAGAAGACGAAAUCAUUAUCGUUAAGAGCCCGAAGUUCUUCACCGAAUUGGAAAAACUAUUGGCCGAAACGCCGAAACGGACUGUAGCGAACUAUCUUCUGUGGGCACCGGUUUGGGGUUCCUUAGAUUAUUUGGGACUUCCUCCGAACACGCCAAAUCCCGAGGUCUGCGCACGAGAUGUCAUCACAAAAUUUCAAAUUCUCACCUCUGCUAUGUACGUGAGACGGUACUUUAGCAAGGAAGCCAAGCGAAAUGCGAUCGAAAUGGUCGAGGACCUCAUGAGGCAGGCCAUCGAUAUGUUGGAAAAGAAUGACUGGAUGGAUAACACGACAAAAGCGAGAGCCCUGGAAAAAGCCAGGACGAUGACCAGCUACGUGGGCUACCCUGACGAAUUGUUGGACGACCACGAGCUUGAAAAGUAUUACGAAAAAUUGGAUAUUUCUGGAGACAGUUACCUCGAUAGUAUCUUGAAAAUAGUUCAUUUCGAUGAGGACCUCUCAUGGAGUAAAUUGCAUCAACCUGUGAACAGAUCGGAAUGGACGGGUCAUGCCGAUUCCGCUACCGUUGAUGCAUAUGCUAUGUACGACCAGAAUAGCUUUGUAAUUCCUGCCGGUAUACUACAAGGCUUUUUUUUCAACAUCAACCGGCCAAAUUACAUGAACUAUGGUGCCAUUGGAUAUGCCAUUGGCCAUGAAAUAACGCACAACUUUGACGACGUUGGCAGAUAUUUCGACAAAAAUGGCAAGUUUGCUGAUUGGUGGGUGCCUUCAACCGAAGUACGUUAUCAACAACGCGCGCAAUGUCUGCUCGAUCAGUACGGAAAUUACACCGUUCCGGAGAUUGGCGUAAAAUUAAACGCCCAGAGAACGCAGGGUGAAAAUAUUGGCGACAAUGGGGGUAUAAAAAUUGCAUAUAUGGCCUACAAAAGUUGGGUCGCCAGGAAUAAACCGGAGGCUCGGUUGCCCCAAAUUGAUCGAACUCCGGAGCAAAUGUUUUGGCUAAGCGCCGCCAGCGUCUGGUGCGCCAAAUCGACGCUCGACUCUCUCCGGAAUGAAGUAGCCACCGAUCCACACAGUCCAGAAAGAUUCCGGGUGCUUGGAGCGUUUUCGAACAUGCCUGAAUUCGCUGCUGAUUACCAUUGUCCGGUGGGGUCAAAUAUGAAUCCUGAGAAAAAAUGUUCGGUUUGGUGAUCCAAUUGUCAGACCUCGAUCCCGUUGAUUGUAAAAAAUAUUUAUUAAUAGAAAACUUGAAAAGCUUUCCAUA